AUAGCAAGCAAGCUGUUUAGACAUUUGCUGCUGCAUGGUUUGACUGUUUGAAAGUUAUUUUGAAAAAACUAAGGGAAAGAUACUGAAAAUGCUUCGUGCUGCUAUCGCGGUUUUCGUGUUGGCAUUAAUCAGCUGUGGACUGGGUUCGACUCCCAUCUCCAUCACGGAUCCAUUUCGACUUUUGACACUUUUUCGACCGUUUUCAAUCAAUGAUUGGCAUUGCAAUGGAACGAAUAAAACCAUCAGGGAAAGCUGGGUUUGUGACGGUGACAUCGAUUGCCCGAACGGAAUAGAUGAACAUAUUUCUUCUUGCAAUAAAACUGAAUGUGCUUCCGAUGAGUUUGAUUGUGGUGGUUCAACAUGUAUUGUUGGGAAAUGGGUUUGUGACGGCGAUCCAGACUGUAUACAAGGAGAAGAUGAAGAAAAUUGCAGCGGGGACGCAGACCAAUUAGAGAAUUGCACUUUCGAUCAAUGGAGAUGUGCAAAUGGUCAAUGCAUUGAAAAUCUUUGGUUAUGUGACGGAGAUCUUGAUUGCGAUGAUGAAUCAGAUGAACAUCGUCAAAUGUGUACAAACAUGACAAAUUGUGAGGCAGAUUUUGCAGAGUAUGUAUAA
This is a messenger RNA of Styela clava, 613 nucleotides long. NCBI's taxonomy places the organism in Eukaryota, Metazoa, Chordata, Ascidiacea, Stolidobranchia, Styelidae. The record is from RefSeq and is a predicted model, not a curated record.